Messenger RNA from Pectinophora gossypiella (pink bollworm), 333 nucleotides. RefSeq names its product cytochrome b-c1 complex subunit 9 (gene ox). The coding region runs from base 76 to 267 and encodes 63 amino acids. Lineage: Eukaryota; Metazoa; Arthropoda; Insecta; Lepidoptera; Gelechiidae. Gene Ontology annotation, biological process: mitochondrial electron transport, ubiquinol to cytochrome c. The transcript is spliced from 2 exons. The record is from RefSeq and is a predicted model, not a curated record.
AUAAUUGUGUCUAUGACAUUGACAUUCGCAAAAUCCUUCGACUAAGAAAAGUGAUUUUCCUGAAAAUCUUCCAAAAUGUCCAUGUGGUCGGGUCUAAACCGCGGUAUUUUCAAGCGAACCUCCACGUUCUUCAUGGCCGUGGCGGCAGGCACCUUCUUCUUUGAAAGGACCUUCGAUUUAGUCUCUGAAACCAUCUUCGAGAGUAUAAACAAGGGUAAACUCUGGAAAGACAUCAAAGACAACUACCAGCCGCCAGCAGCUGAAUAACUCAAAUUAUAUAUGUAAUGGUAUAAUUUAUUAGUUUCAAUUAUUAAUUAAAUUAUGUAAAAACAA